Molecule: messenger RNA, 664 nt
Organism: Vitis riparia (riverbank grape)
Lineage: Eukaryota; Viridiplantae; Streptophyta; Magnoliopsida; Vitales; Vitaceae
Product: receptor-like protein 15
Exons: 4
Coding region: 20-664 (214 amino acids)
Molecular function (GO): protein binding
Source: RefSeq, a predicted model, not a curated record
UUGCAUUGAAGAAGAGAAGAUGGGUUUGCUUGAAUUCAAGGCUUUUCUAAAAUUGAGUGAUGAGAAUGUAGAUAUUCUUCUCCCUUCAUGGAUUGAUAACAACAUUAGUGAAUGUUGUAAUUGGGAGCGAGUUGUUUGCGAUCCCACCACAGGUCGAGUUCAGAAGCUUUCCCUCAACAAUAUAAGGCAACACCAACUUUUGUUGGAUCACUAUGGUUGGUUCAAUUAUGAAAAUGACAAAUUGUGGUUAAUAAAUGUCUCUAUAUUCCUUCCUUUUGAAGAGCUUCACAAUCUGAAUUUGUCUGCAAACUCAUUUGAUGGGUUAAUUGAGAAUGAAGGAUUUAAAGGGUUGUCAAUUUUAAAGAAAUUGGAGAUCUUGGACAUAAGUGGUAAUGAGUUUGACAGAAGUGCCUUAAAAUCUUUGGGCUCAAUAACAUCACUCAAGACAUUGGCUCUUCGCAGCAUGGGACUGGAUGGAUCUUUUCCCAUUCAAGAAUUUGCUAGUUUGAGAAAUUUGGAAGUGCUAGAUCUAAGCUAUAAUAAUUUGGAAAGCUUUCAACUAGUGCAAGAAUUAGCUAGUUUGAGAAAUUUGGAAGUGCUAGAUGUAAGCUACAAUCAUUUGGAAAGCUUUGAACUAGUGCAAGGUACUUCAUUAACUUGCUGA